AUGAAAGUUACAGGGACAUUUCUGUGCAUCCUGCUGCUUCUACUGCAGAAGAGUAGUGGUCAACUACAAGUAUUUAAUGAUCAGAAAACUCUCAUUCUUCCUGAUUCUUACAACAUUGGCUGGAUGGCAACUCUAGAUGAUAACAAGUUCAUCUCUGAAAUCACUAUUCCUGGUACUCAUGAUGCCUUGGCCCUUCAUGGAGGACCAUUAGCAAAAUGUCAGGCAUGGUCACUGAUGGACCAGCUAAAGGCUGGGAUACGUUACUUUGAUCUUAGAGUGUCUGGAGAAGGUUUGAAAAUUAAACAUGGAAUAAUUUACCAACGUAUAACAUUUCCUGAAGUUCAAAAGACAAUUAAGGAAUUUUUGCAUAGUUACCCCACUGAGAUUGUGCUUGUGAGAGUUAAGCCUGUCUUUCUCCUCAGAGACAAAGUUCCAGAUUUGGUUAAAAAAGAGAUUAAUAAGACUAUUAGCUGGAUCAAUUGUUCAAUGCCAAGAAUUGGUCAAGUAAGAGGAAAGAUUGUUUAUGUUCAGAAAGGCGACUUUAAACUGGGGGUCCCUCUUACUGAAACAGAUAAGAAAGGUGACUUUAAAGUAACUGAUGUUGAACAAAAGAAGGAAAAAAUUAAGAAUCACCUGAAUCAGGCUAGAGAAACAUGUAGAAAUGGUUGUGUUAUUCUGAACUAUUCAAGUGGCACAGGCAUUGGUUCAUUGAAGGGUUUAUUUAAGGGUUUAACCCCCAAAAGAGUAGCAAAGCAAAUGAACCCUUGGCUGUAUACUUAUCUCAAACAUGUGUCUACUGACAACCCCAAACCUAGUUUUGGCAUCAUAGCCAUGGACUUUCCAGGUGUUGAUUUGAUUCAAACAAUCAUCAACCUUAAUCGUUGAGGCUUUAAAUCAUUUGAUUCGAUCUAAAAA
Messenger RNA from Triplophysa rosa, 915 nucleotides. Its product is annotated as 1-phosphatidylinositol phosphodiesterase-like. Gene Ontology annotation, biological process: lipid metabolic process. Lineage: Eukaryota; Metazoa; Chordata; Actinopteri; Cypriniformes; Nemacheilidae. The transcript has 2 exons. The record is from RefSeq and is a predicted model, not a curated record. Gene Ontology annotation, molecular function: phosphoric diester hydrolase activity. The coding region runs from base 1 to 885 and encodes 294 amino acids.